AUUGUAACCUUCCAUGGUGCGCGAUACUCUUACUUGUCCCUCUUUGUCCGGUGGCGAUAGAAGGCCAUGAUAAUUAUGGCAAAAUUUGCGUUUUUGAAUGAAUUAUAGUUGAAUGGUGGAUCAACAAGCAUACACCGAGUGAGGACUGGUUUGCUGGCAAUGACACACCAGAGAGUUUCAAUUUAAAGGACAGCAGAGCAAGCAACGGAGAAAGGGUACAGUUUGCUUCCAAGACAGUCUGCAAGAUGGCUAGCUAUCUUCAGUGGCAUGCUAACGUUAGCUAGUAAGCUAACGUUAGCAUAGUAAACAACAGUUUUCAAACAUGGUCGAUUGCUUUAUCUUAUAAAUGCUGUGAUAAGUGAAAUUGAAUGCACAUUUUCACAAAUGAAUGUAGAAAGAUAAGUCACAGUUUCGGUUAAUGUUCCGAUGUUGCGACUACUGGGUGAAAGCUCAACGCUGCUAGCAAGCCACAUUGAAUAACGUGGCUAGCUAGUUAGCCAAGGUAGUAACUAGCUUGCGUUAGCUAGCUGGUCGAGUUCUUUGCUACACAUCUGCAAGUGAUCAUUCAGAGAGAGAGGUGGGGUACCCUGUAACUUGUUUAUACUGACAGUCAAGCCAGGUAGCAAGCAACCAGUUUCAGUCAGCUAAGUUAGUAGAAACUGGCUUCAAACAAGACGAACCUAUGCUAAAUAACGUGAACAAGCGCCGUUUUGUCUUACGUUUAUUUGGUGACCAAAUCCCGGCGUGACAGACACGGAAAGAUUUGCAGCUGGAAAGGAGUUUGCAGACCUGGGCCGGCGUUUUAAUAUAAUCUAGUUACCAAUACGUGUUAGUUAUUCUUGUGAUGAUAACCAUUGUAGCGUUAUUGACAUGACCUGAAGGCAGAUUCCACCUACUCGGCUCAUAGCCUUCAAGACGUCGUCAUUUUUAACUUUUUUUUUCUUGCAUAUGAACGGUGAUAUGCAACUUCACCGACAGUCAUAUUAGCUAAUGGCUGCCGAAUCGGGGAGACUACUGGCGGGACAAGGAAAACGCAAAGCUUCACAGAUGAAGAGCCCAGAGAAGAAGAAGGCAAGGAAAUCCACCACUCAGGCGGCAGGGUUCUCCCACCUUACUGAGUUUGCACCCCCUCCUACCCCUAUGGUGGACCACUUGGUCGCCUCCAAUCCUUUUGACGAUGACUUUGGACCCCCAUCCAGACCUAGUGGGGCAGGAGGACCAGGUACUGCUCCAUUUCUUCCUAGCCCAGGCGCAGGUGGAGGAGGAGGAUAUGGUGGUGGAGGCAGAAUGGGUGGAGGCAUGGGCUUCAUGGGAGGCCCAGGAGGACCAGGUGGUGGCCAGCCUGGACGGAGGCCACCGUUCGGACCCCCUUCCAAUGCUGGGCCUCACCACCAGCUAGGCUUUGGAGGAAUGCCUGGCUUUGGUGGUGGUGGUGGAGGAGGCAGUGGAGGAGGAGGAGGAGGUGGUGGAUUCCCCCCUGGUGGCCCUUCUCAGUUCAACAUGCCACCUAACUUCAGUCCACCCAUGCACCCAGGGCCAGGUUUCAAUCCCAUGUUGUCUCCAGGUGGUAUGGGAGGUCCUGGUGGUGGAGGCCCGCCCCACCCUCGGUUUGGCAUACCUCCACAGCAGCAGCAUGGACAGAGUGGACACCCAUUCAACAGCCCGCCGUUACCUGGUGGUGGAGGCCCCAGAGGGCCCCCACAUGGCCCCCUGCCUCCCAUGGGAGGAGGCAUGGGUCCCGGAAUGAACAUGAUGGGUGGGAUGGGUGGUGGCCCCGGAGGCAACAUGGUGGGAGGCUUGCCAGGUAUGCCCCCUCAAGGACAGUUCCCUCCCUCACAGGAUGGUCCCUACCCUGGCCCCAGUCCCCCAGGACCAGGUAACGAGGAUGGAAAGAACUUUGGAGGAGGAGGAGCGCCGGCUGGACCUCAGCAGCAGCAACAGCAGCAGCAACAGCAGCAGCAACAGCUUAGCCUAAAUCCUAACGGCCCUCCCCCUAAUAAUACCACUCCUGGCCCACCUCCUAACUCCGGCCCACCACAGCCAGGGGGAGGCUUCCCUGGCCAUCCUGAUGUCCAGCAGUCCAAUGCCAACACAUCGGGUCAGCCUCCCUCAGCACCGCCCCAGCCUAACCCCAAUUCUUCACCUACUGGUCCCCUGAAUGGAUCAGGCCAGGCCCAGCAUCCACCACCCAGUCAGCUACAACCCCCUAGCAAUACAAACACCCCUAACUCUAACAGCUCUACCCAGCAGCAACAAUCCACCCCACCUAACUCUGCCCCUGGCUCCACCCCUUACAACCAGCAGAACAACACUCCAGGUGCUGGUGGUCCCAUGCCAAAUGCCGCCACCAAUUCAGGUCAGAACAGCAUGACCAACAACAAUGGUGGCAACACUCCCGGCAGCAACCCCAACCCCCCCUCUAACUCCACUUCCACCCCAAACACCCAGUCUCCCCUGCCCCCUGGCCCUGCUGCACCCUCAACUGGGCCUGGUUCUGGCCCUGGAAAACUUGGCAGCUCCGGGAUGGUCUUCCCUUGUGGCCUCUGUAUGGCAGAGGUGCAUGACGAUCAAGAUGCCAUCCUGUGUGAGGCAUCGUGCCAACGCUGGUUCCACCGUGACUGCACAGGCCUGACAGAGCCAGCGUACAGUCUGCUGACUCGAGAGAGCGCUGCUGUUUGGGCCUGUGACUUCUGCAUCAAGACCAAGGACAUCCAGGCUGUGUUUGUGCGCCAGGGAUUAGGCCAGCUGGUGGCAGCUAAUGAGAGUUGAGGAGUGGAUGACCGAGGAGCAGCGUGGAGGUGCUAUACGCAUAACGACAAAUAGAGACAUUCUUUGCUCUGAUCUAAUUGAAUGACCUGUGUGUCAUGUCAGCUACUUGCCCAACUUUCUCUUGACUAGCCCUUUACUUGUUCACUACACAGAGAAACACACUCAUUAACAUUCAUGCUUAUAUAUAGCACUUUGAGUGACUCUGGGCAAAUGCUUUUUCCUCCCCCCUCUAAAGGAGUCAAAUCAUGAUGAAUGUUAAACUACACAGUCCUUCAGACAUCUAGCCUGCCAACAAGCAACGCACUGACACCAACACACUACCUCACACACUUUGUGACUGACUGGCAUGGAGGUUUCCGCACUGACUGGCUGUGAUUGACUCACCACGCUCGUGCACCACACAAGUGUGAUGAUAUUUCAGACACACACACACACAAACAAACACAAACACCCUGAUUAAGCAGGGAAGGUAAUGUUGAAAAUUUCCCCUACUGUGUAUUGACAGAAUGACUCAAAGCAUCAUUGUUAUAUUCUGUUUUUUAAAUGAAAGCUGAUGUGAUAUAUCAAAUCUUCAAAAUUGAAAAAUUAAUUGUCUGAAAAUCUAAAAGGGAUUUGGGGGUCAUUUGUUGAUUCACAGCUUUAUUUGCCAUCAAAAUGCACCCUGCUAGCACUGCCCUAUCACAUUGUUAGCCUUUUUUUACUGCAAACAACUGGAAGACAAUAGAAAAAAUCAUCAGUAAACUGCAGUAUAACAUCUUUUAUCUUGUGGAACAUGUAUGACUGGGGAGAAAAAAAAAAAUGAAAAUAGAAGUGCUUUUGUCAGUUCUGUACACAUGCAUACAUAAACACACUUUGACCCUGUACUUCUUGGAUCAGUCAUUUUGUACCCAUCCAGUGCUGAUUAAUCCAAAGGAGACCUGGGUUUGAGAUUUCAUCAGCACCUCACAGAGAGCAUUUUACCAACAAAAUAGUUGUAAAUAUGAUGACAAAACAUUUGUCUGGAACUCCCAUCAGUUCCCACAGGGUUGACCAAUGAACAAAACAAUGAGUUGAACUAGUGUCUUGGUUGUAUACAGUAUGACAUUUUGGUUUUUAUACAGUUCAUUUGAGUCAGCUGUUUCUUUUUAUCUCUGCAGUACACAUGAAUUGUGAAAUCAGUGCUUUUUGGAUGGUGUUGGCAUAGCAAGUAGUGACAUCAUGUCAUAACAGAUGUGCAUAGUUCUUUAAAAAAAAAAAAAAGAAAGAAAAACAGGGGAGGGGGGGUUGCAUGUGAACCAAUGCAGUAACUGUCUGAUCUGUUUAUGUUUAUAUUCUGGCUUCUGCUGCAAGAGGCCUUGAAGUAGACCAAAUAACUUAAAAGCGAAAAAUACCCAUUUCUCACAUUUCUGUCAUGGUAUAAGGUGUUUAUAACUAUCCUUCCUUCUCUCUUUCCUUAUUUUUCUUCAUUCAAUGUCCAAGUUGCCUUUCUUUACUUUCUCAGCUGUUUCCUUUUUUGAUUUUUGUACCGGUUAUUUGUGCUGUGCUCUUGCUCUGCUCUGGCGCCUCCUGGUGGAACCCAGAGGAACCAGUGAGUCCCACACCAGGUGGGAAAGGGAAAGGUACUGAACCCUGAAGUAAAGAUGGAUUUUUUUUUUGUACUUGUCCAUGUCUGUUUUCAUUCACAUUUUUUUAAAAAAAAAUGUUUGCUAAUUGUUGUAUUAAAACGAGGGUUGGAAAGCCCAAAGAAA
Messenger RNA from Scatophagus argus, 4496 nucleotides. It is a transcript of the gene pygo2, whose product is annotated as pygopus homolog 2 (Drosophila). The transcript is spliced from 3 exons. Lineage: Eukaryota; Metazoa; Chordata; Actinopteri; Scatophagidae. The record is from RefSeq and is a predicted model, not a curated record. The coding region runs from base 991 to 2769 and encodes 592 amino acids.